AUGAACCGGGUCAUCUUUUUGGACCUGCCUAUGGAGUAUGCGAGGUCUUCGUGUACUCUUCCUUGCUUGGGUUUGAAGUUAAAGCUGAGCAUGCUGGACAAGCAUUAUCUGCAGAUUGAGGAGAAUCCAGAGUUCUUGGUACGAGAUUGGGCUACAGAGACAUACACGUCAUUGUUGACCCAUUUCACUGACAACACUCUCGAACGCCCCUUCGCCCUAAUCGAACAUCUCAUUGUACACAACCUGGGCGAUGACCUCUACGGAAAGUCGACGCAGUGCUUGAGAGCGUAA
Messenger RNA from Laccaria bicolor S238N-H82, 291 nucleotides. RefSeq lists its product as uncharacterized. The record is from RefSeq and is a predicted model, not a curated record. The transcript is spliced from 3 exons. Bases 1 to 291 code for a protein of 96 amino acids. NCBI's taxonomy places the organism in Eukaryota, Fungi, Basidiomycota, Agaricomycetes, Agaricales, Hydnangiaceae.